CCUAUGGGGAGGCACCGGCGCUGGACGAAAGGGCUUUUCUAGGGGAAAGCACCUCAGUGGAGAGAGGCAGAGCAAAGCAGGUCACCUGUAGAGUUGUUUUGAAAGCAUGGACCAAACGGACCUAGCUCUAAAGCCAACGGCAGACAUACAGAGGGUGAGAUUGGCGGCACACAGCACCUGCUGCUGUAAGGUAACCAUCGCGACUGCACUCGUGGGUGGCUCUCUUCUCCUUUCCCUGGGCAUUAUAAUGGCUUAUUGCUCUGCACAAGAGCUCAGCUUUGAGCACACCGUGGAAGUGAGAGGAAUUGCAUAUGACAGCAGUCUAAAAAGGGAGAACUCGGACUACUACAGGACUUUGACCCCCGCUCUGCAAAGGCUGUUUCUAGCCAGCUUCCAAGGCUCUUCACUGGAAGGGAGCUGUGUUGGCUGUGCUGUCCUGGAGUACAGGAAUGGGAACUCCAGUGUGAUUGUCCAUUUCCGGCUGCAAUUCAGCCCUCAGGCUUCCUGGUCUUUAAGCGCCAGUGUGGAGGAAGAGGCCCUCAGACAUGGGUUGGCUGCAGCACUGAGGAAGGAGGGCAUCCCGCUGGCCAGCUAUGGGAUCAUCUCCUCGGCCUUACUCAUAGGUAAGCAUCUCCUGUCCCUGCCAAGAGGCACGAAAGGUCCUGUUACAGAGAUGGAUCUGACUGUGAUGUUCCAGUCAGGCAGUUGCCCUGGAAAUGUAUUUACUUGUCAGAACAGCCAGUGUGUUUGGAAAGAGAAUCCUGAGUGUGACGGCCGAGUCGACUGCUCCGACGGCUCUGACGAGGCAGGCUGCGACUGUGGGAGCCGCCCCACCAUGCAGACAGCCCACAGAAUCGUGGGUGGCACCGAGGCUUCCAGAGGGGAGUUCCCGUGGCAAGUCAGCCUGAGGGAGAACAACGAACACUUCUGUGGUGCAACUAUCCUCACUGAGAAGUGGCUGGUGUCUGCGGCUCACUGCUUCAACGAGUUUCAGGACCCAGCGGUCUGGGCAGCCUACAUGGGAACCAUCUCCCUCAGCGGCUCAGACAGCAGCACCGUGAAAGCCAGCGUGGGCCGCAUUAUCCCACAUCCCUCCUACAACACCGACACUGCGGACUUCGAUGUGGCUGUGCUGGAGCUCGACAGCCCCGUGCCCUUUAACAAGUAUAUCCAGCCUGCGUGCCUGCCAGGCCCUGGGCACCGCUUCCCAGCUGGCAGGAAGUGCCUCAUCUCUGGCUGGGGUUAUCUCAAGGAAGACUUCUUGGUGAAACCAGAGACCUUGCAGAAGGCGACAGUGGAGCUGCUGGACCAGGCCCUGUGUGCCAGUCUGUACAGCCACACCCUGACCGACAGGAUGAUGUGUGCCGGCUACCUGGAGGGGAAGAUCGACUCCUGCCAGGGUGACUCUGGCAGCCCCUUGGUUUGUGAAGAGCCAUCUGGCAAGUUUUUCCUGGCUGGUAUCGUGAGCUGGGGAAUUGGCUGUGCUGAAGCGAAGCGGCCUGGGGUCUAUGCCCAAGUGACCCAACUCCGAGACUGGAUCCUUGAUGCUAUCUCCACCUUCCCCACACCUGCAGCCCUCACCGUCCCAAUGACACUUUCCAGCACAAACGGUGAUGCUGCCACCAUGGAGGGGAUCAGCAACAGCACCAUGAGCAAACACAGACCUGUGUCCUCCACCUUAUCAGCACCCACUGCCAGCAAGCCAGCUACUGCUUCUUGGCCCACUGAUGGGCUGUGUUUUGGCUUCUAUUUAGAGUGCGGUGGGCAACCUGGGCUUUCAAAACCCAGCAAGAUCGUGGGAGGAAUUGAGGCUUCCAAAGGAGAAAUCCCCUGGCAGGUCAGCCUGAAGGAGGGGUCGAGGCACUUCUGUGGGGCCACUGUCAUUGGGGAGCGCUGGUUGCUGUCGGCAGCUCACUGCUUCAAUCAGACAAAGCUGGAAUAUCUGAAAGCCUACCUGGGCACCACAUCCUUAACUGGUGCAGAUGGCAACGCGGUGAAAGUCAGUAUAAAGAAAGUGGUGCAGCACCCCUCCUACAACCCCAUCAUCCUGGACUUCGACGUGGCUGUGCUAGAACUGGCUAGCCCCCUUCAUUUCAACAAGUACAUCCAACCUGUGUGCCUCCCGUUAGCUGUGCAGAAGUUUCCCGUUGGCAAAAAGUGCAUGAUUUCUGGAUGGGGAAACAUCAGAGAAGGCAACGUCACGAAGCCCGAGAGCCUGCAGAAAGCUUCUGUCAGCAUCAUUGACCAGAAGACCUGCAGUGUUCUCUACAACUUCUCCCUCACUGACCGGAUGAUCUGUGCAGGCUUCCUGGAGGGGAGGGUUGACUCGUGCCAGGGGGACUCGGGCGGCCCGCUGGCCUGUGAGGAGACCCCGGGCUUAUUCUACCUGGCCGGUGUUGUAAGCUGGGGGAUUGGCUGUGCUCAGGCUAAGAGGCCGGGGGUGUACUCUAGAAUAACCAAACUCAAGGAGUGGAUCAUAGAUGCCAUCUCAUCCAAGCCCAACCCCAGCUCUGGAGCAGGCACCUCGCCCAGCACGGUAACUGCCAGAACCUCCACCACAAGCAGCUCCCCAGCCCAGCCCAGCAGCAACGAGGCAGCCACCAGCCCAGUCAGCCAAAUUACCAGCAAGCCAGCUACUACCCCCAGGAAAACCACCACUGCUGCUCCAAAGACCACAGGGGUUGCCAGGCCCAACCAGCUCCCAGAUUGCGGCACGACCCCUGCCGUGGCCUUCAGCAAGAUAGUGGGUGGCAGCGGAGCAGCCAAGGGCGAGUGGCCCUGGCAGGUCAGCCUCUGGCUGCGGCGGAAGGAGCACAAGUGUGGGGCCGUCCUCAUUGCUGACAAAUGGCUGCUCUCAGCAGCUCAUUGCUUCGACAUCUACAGUGACCCCAAGAUGUGGGUGGGCAUUCUGGGGACACCCUUCCUGAGUGGCACGGACGGGAGGUUGGAGAAAAUCUUCCGCAUCUACAAGCACCCGUUCUACAACGGCUACACACUGGACUACGACGUGGCACUGCUGGAGCUGGCCACAGCUGUGCGGUUCACCGGUGCCAUCAAGCCCAUCUGCCUCCCGGACAAUUCCCACAUCUUCAGGGAUGGGGCACGCUGUUUCAUCACAGGUUGGGGUGCCACCAAGGAAGGAGGCAUCAUGUCCAAGCACCUGCAAAAGGCCGCAGUAAAUGUAAUUGGCGACCAGGCCUGCAAGAAAUUCUACCCCAUCCAGAUCAGCAGCAGGAUGGUGUGUGCCGGCUUCCCGCAGGGCACCAUCGACAGCUGCUUGGGCGAUGCAGGUGGCCCCUUGGCCUGCAAGGAACCCUCAGGGCGCUGGUUUCUAGCUGGAAUCACAAGCUGGGGCUAUGGCUGUGCAAGGCCUUACUUCCCUGGCGUUUACACCAAAGUCACCGCCGUCCGGGGCUGGAUCAGGCAGAACCUCAAGCUGUGAAGCUGCAUUUUUGUACUCAGGGAAGGAAAGAAGCGUGGGAUGGAAUGGUUACCAGAGUGCCUGGGGCACUACUUCCUUAGCCCACAUACACUCCUUCGUACUGCCGAGGGGUGAAGAUGGCCCAAUGCCAAAGGCAGGUGCAGCUGAUGCUCUGCACCAGCUAUGGUUCAGCACCAGGGCAUGCACUAAUCAGAGCUUGCUUGCCUAGAAUGGUGCAAUUCUAGACAGUGGCUCCUGUAAAUAAAUAUGGCCUGUUUCACCCAAGCCCCUGCAGCGCAGUGUGUGUGAGGGCUAGAUGGGCCCCAAACUGCUGGAAACCCAGGCUGCACAGAGUAAAAACCACACACUAUCACCACAGUGGCUGCGGGAUCACCAGCUCCGAGCAGGUGAUUUAUACCCUGGUGCUAACGCAACAAGGCCCUUCCAGAGGGGCCCAUGACUGGUGCUUGCACACACGCUCCAGGAGGCGGCUCUGCAGACCCUCUGCCCCUGUGUUUCAGGGCUGGGCUGCUAGCGACAAGAAACCAAACCAAACCCCCCUACUGUACCACAGCUUGACCACCCAAGACCCAAUUCCUUGGAUGCCCCUCACUGGCAGAAGCCCCACCCCAGAUCUGUACCCCUGCCCAUGCCCCAGCCAGCCUCAAGCACCUAGCCAGGGAUGGCAGGACUUUGGUAUCACAAUGUUCAGUCUUGCAGUGCCUAACUCACAGGCGCCCUUAGGGGAAAGUCACUCACCUAAGACAGAGAUGUUCAACCACCGGUGCACUGAGUGGGGAGCUGCCUAUGUCAGCCAGUGGGUAAUACUGAGUGAAUCAUAGAAUAUCAGGGUUGGAAGGGACC
Chelonia mydas (Green sea turtle) is the source of this 4285-nucleotide messenger RNA. RefSeq names its product transmembrane serine protease 9 (gene TMPRSS9). NCBI's taxonomy places the organism in Eukaryota, Metazoa, Chordata, Testudines, Cheloniidae. The transcript has 19 exons. The record is from RefSeq and is a predicted model, not a curated record. Gene Ontology annotation, biological process: proteolysis. Gene Ontology annotation, molecular function: protein binding; serine-type endopeptidase activity. The coding region runs from base 107 to 3442 and encodes 1111 amino acids.